ACAACCCGACCAUCUUAUAAGUGGUAUUAAAAAUUGUAAAAAAAAUGCCAACGAUUGAAAGAGUCGCUGAAGGUUGUAUUCUGGGUGAAGGACCCCAUUGGGACGCUUCCACUCAAAGUCUAUUCUUGGUUGACGUACCAGGAAGGCAGAUUUUGAAAUACACACCAUCAACCAACAAACUGACGAAGGCUCCAGUUGAAAAACAGCCAUCAUUUAUUAUACCCGUGGAAGGAAAAAUCAACGAAUUUGUUAUCUCGCAAGGGAACGAACUGGUUGUUGUAUUUUGGGACGGCGAAACUGAAGAUGUGAAAAUACUACAAAACAUUAGUAAAGUGGCGACUUCAGUCGAAAUUCCAAACUAUUUCAACGACGCUAAAUGUGAUUCCUCUGGACGAUUAUGGACUGGAACUGUUAGCAUUGCCGCUGAUAUUUUCAAAACCCAACCUCUAGGCACUCUGUACAGUGUUGACGCGACCAAACAACUCAAAAGCCACGUCGACAAAAUCUAUGUAUCUAACGGAAUAGCUUUCAAUGACAAAAUUAAAAAAAUGUUCUAUGUCGACUCCUUAGGAGGUGGGGUUGAUCAGUUUGACUUCGAUGUUACUACUGCCACCAUCUCCAACAGAAUACCUUGGUUUGAUUUACAAAAACUGGGCAUUCCUGGGAUAGUGGACGGGAUGACCAUAGAUUCAGACGGUAAUCUAUGGGUCGCAGUGUCUAGAGGAAGUCGCGUCCUGAAAAUCGACGGUUAUAAAGCGCAAACUUUGCUCGAUACGAUCAAUUUUCCUACCCAAAAGGUAACUUCUGUAGCUUUCGGGGGAGCAAAUCUGGAUGAGUUGUAUGUGACUACAGGGCAUAUGGUGUAUGACGAAACGAAACCACGUGAUCCUGCAGCAGGUGCUAUUUAUAGAGUGACAGGACUCGGUGUUAAAGGAAUUCCAGCUGUUAAUUUUAGACUAAGUGUUUAAAUUUGGAGCAAUGUUGUGCAAUAUUGUGUACUUAAAAUAAAAUGUA
This is a messenger RNA of Zophobas morio, 1014 nucleotides long. RefSeq names its product regucalcin-like. Bases 45 to 968 code for a protein of 307 amino acids. Gene Ontology annotation, biological process: L-ascorbic acid biosynthetic process. The transcript is spliced from 5 exons. Gene Ontology annotation, molecular function: gluconolactonase activity; calcium ion binding. The record is from RefSeq and is a predicted model, not a curated record. Lineage: Eukaryota; Metazoa; Arthropoda; Insecta; Coleoptera; Tenebrionidae.